AGAGGCGACGCUUUGCACAGUGCCCUGGCAGGCUGCCUUGGCCAGGCCUCGCCGCGAGAGCCGACCGCGCCUCGCCGCCGCGCACCGCCCCGCGCCGCACGCCGCGCCUGACCCGCCCGUGACGCCCCGGCCCCGGCCCGGCAGCUCGCCCCGCUCAGUCUGCCCCGCCGAGCAGCCCGAGCCACUAGCAGCUCCUCGUCAGCGUCAGCGCGAGUCAGCGCCGCCGUGCACUAGUGGCGCGACACCGCGUCCCAUGCGGCGCCGGUCCUGGUCGAGCGCGGCCCCGGCCACAGCCUCAGCCCCGGCGGCGCGCCCGGCCGCGGCCGCCGGCCCCCGCCCCGGACUCCAGCAGGGCCCAGCUGGACGCGCGACUCGGUUCAGCACCGCGGCCUGGACGUUGAGCUGAGCCUCGGUCUUGGCCCCGUCCUGCGGGCCGCCGACGCCACCCCGCAGCUGCUACUGCUACAGCCGCCCCAGCAGCCGGUGGCCGCUGCUGCAGCUGCCGCAGCAGUCGUGGCGGCGGGUGGACGGGACGGGGCGGCCAUGGGGACCUGCCUCUAGGGACCUGCACUGCCAGAGCUCCAGCGCGUGUGUGUGUUUGUGCGUGGUGAAUGUGCGCCCCCGGUCAGCCGCGACCAGGACGCCAUGAGCUGGAAGGAGCUCCUGGAGGCGGCCACGGCCAAGUUCGUCGAACUUCAAGAGGAGCAGGAGCGGCUGCUGCUCCGCGCGCGCGCACGUGCUGAUCUCCUGUCCUGUACGCAGUUCCAGAUUCGAAAUCCGCGAACGCUCGAAGUGCGACGGCUGUUUUACAACGCAAAUUCUGUUCUGAUAAAUUCUGAAAUAGCGAGGCAGUCAGUUUGGCGGUCUCGUGUUUGCUGCAAACAUGGCAGGUUAUGUCGAAAGACGUUCUCUUUCUUAUCUACACCUAGAAGAUCCCAUGUUCAAGACGCAUUUUCGGAUGAACAAGGCAUGUUUUGAGAGAUUAGUGAACGCUAUUCAUCACCAUAGGAUUGUAAGUGGGAGAAUGGUGAGAAACCGUACUAACACCGGAGAAAAGACGUUGAUGGGUCUCUGGAUCUUGUUCAAUAAAGACACUUUCAGAAGCAGUGGAUCAAAUCAGGGAAGAAGCAUGGGUGUACAUCAUUACCACUACAGAGAGUUUAUCGAAAUUCUUAAUGAAAUUGGUCAUAGAUAUAUUAAAUGGCCGAAUGCUAGACAGAGGCAACAAACAGCCCGCCACUACCAGCGUAAUUUUGGGUUUCCUAAUGUGGUAGGUGCCAUUGAUGGUACCCUUGUCCCCAUAACAGCACCAAGGGAACAGAAGCAGCGGUAUGUGGACCGUAACCAUGAUUAUUCCAUCAACAUUCAGAUUGUGUCAGACCAUAAAAGGCAGAUCAGAGAUAUCUUCAUUGGUCAACCUGGCAGUGUUAACGAUGCUAGGGUAUUUCGGAGAAGCCCUUUAGCCCACUGCCUCUUCACCAGAGACGACAUGAUGCGUGCUGAUGAGCACCUCGUGGGUGAUCAGGCCUAUGCCCUGACAAACAAGCUGCUGGUACCUUAUAGAAAUAAUGGCCACCUGAAUGACAGUCAAAGGUACUUCAACUAUACACUUUCUCAGUGUCGUGCCACUGUUGAGCGGUUGAACGGUCUCCUAAAAUUAAGAAUGCAGCGUCUUGGGAAACUUUAUACCAAAGAAAUCCACACUGCUUGCCUACACAUAGGAGCAUCAGCAGUGAUUUACAAUUUCAUUUUGUUGGGAGGUGAAGAAAUGGAUGGCAUGCAGUUUGGGGAAGAUCUUCUUCCUGUUGAUGUUUUACGUGCUAUUAAUGCAAGUAAACGACUUGGUCGACGCAAAAGGGAGAAUAUCCGUGCAAAUAUUGAGGCCCUGUUUGCUCAGUAUGAGGAUUAGACAUUUCAAUAAUGCCCUUACUCUCCCAACUGUGACUCAUGACCCACAAUAUUAUUAAUUUUUUAACAUAAAUUUAUUGAGAGGAUGGCACUAGUAAUAUUUUAGUUGAACUUAAGUUAGAUCAUUUCCUAACUGCAAAUAAAGCUGGUUCGCAUCAGAUUUGUAUCACUUAAUAUUUAGUUACUAUAUUAUUGCGACCAGUUAACUUGAGAAUGGACAGUCAUUAUCAUUAAUUAAUUGUAUACAUGUCGUAUUAUAAUUUUGGCAAUUUUUGAGUAGUUCUGUCCUUUCAUAAAAGGCAGCAAUUAGCCUGACACUAGAAUUCUGUCACAGCACAAAUAUGUGGCCAUUCCUUCCCCCUCCCUUUUCAAGAAAAAGGAAGAAGGUAUACAUUUUAAUUUGUACAUGUUAGCGCUAUUAACAUCUUUGUUGUUUCCAUAGGUCAAGUUUGCAGCUGCAUGCCUUUUUGUAUAAAAUAUGACUUGUGUAGUGUGCACCAUUCACAAAUUGUAUGUAGUUAGUAUACUUCUUUGAGGUGACUAAAAGCUAUUCUUAAGAACCAGUCUGGGCUUGUUAUCCUUAUUUUUUGAAAAUAAAAAGAAUAAAUGGAAAGAUGAA
Messenger RNA from Frankliniella occidentalis (western flower thrips), 2527 nucleotides. RefSeq lists its product as uncharacterized. NCBI's taxonomy places the organism in Eukaryota, Metazoa, Arthropoda, Insecta, Thysanoptera, Thripidae. The transcript has 6 exons. The record is from RefSeq and is a predicted model, not a curated record. Bases 884 to 1909 code for a protein of 341 amino acids.